Daktulosphaira vitifoliae (grape phylloxera) is the source of this 1234-nucleotide messenger RNA. RefSeq names its product D-3-phosphoglycerate dehydrogenase. Bases 67 to 1077 code for a protein of 336 amino acids. Lineage: Eukaryota; Metazoa; Arthropoda; Insecta; Hemiptera; Phylloxeridae. The transcript is spliced from 9 exons. The record is from RefSeq and is a predicted model, not a curated record. Gene Ontology annotation, molecular function: phosphoglycerate dehydrogenase activity; NAD binding.
CGGGCUACUCACCAGUGUCACGAGUGUGUUUUAUUUCACUUGUGUCUUGUACACCGUUCAGUAAUCAUGUCUGCUAACCCACGUGUGCUCAUUAAGAAAGUGCUCAUCAGCGAUGCUUGCGAUGCUGCUUGCGCCACUGUCUUAGAAAACAACGGUAUCAAAGUACGAUCAAUGUACAAAUUGUCCACUGAAGCUCUCAUAGAUGAGUUAAAAACUGGGUCGUAUGAUGGGUUGGUAGUUAGAUCCGAAACAAAAGUGACCAAAGAAGUAUUGGAGGCUGGAGCACAGUAUGGCCUGAAGGUUGUCGGUAGAGCCGGUACUGGAGUGGAUAACAUCGACUUGGAGUCGGCAACUAAUAUGGGUGUUUUGGUUCUUAAUACUCCCGGUGGUAAUUCAAACAGUGCGUGCGAAUUAACAUGUACGUUUAUCAUGUCAUUGGCCAGGCAUGUUCCUCAAGGCUGUCAGUCUUUAAAAGAAGGUAGAUGGGACAGAAAGUUAUACAUGGGAACUGAACUUAAAAACAAAACUCUAGCAAUUUUAGGAUUAGGAAGAAUUGGUCGCGAAGUAGCUUAUAGGAUGCAGGCUUUUGGAAUGAAGGUUAUUGGCUACGAUCCUAUUAUAACCAAAGAAUCUGCUGCAGGGUUUGGGGUGGAAUUGCUUAGCCUAGAAGAAAUUUGGCCAAUUUCCGAUUAUAUCACAGUGCAUACACCAUUAAUACCACAAACUAAAAAUCUACUAAACGACGAUGUAUUUAUCAAAUGUAAAAGAGGAGUAAAGAUUAUAAAUGUUGCCAGAGGAGGAAUUGUUGAUGAAGCAGCACUGUAUAGAGCAUUAAAUAAUGGACAGUGCGACGGCGCAGGGUUAGAUGUAUUAACAGAGGAACCGCCUAAGAGCGCUGAACUCAAAAGCCUAAUAGCACAUCCUAAAGUUAUUGCUACUCCUCAUUUAGGUGCUUCUACAUUAGAAGCCCAAAUAAAAGUUGCUGAAGAAGUAGCUCAACAGUUCGUUGCUUUAAGUAAUCCCAACAGCAAGUAUUCAUUGAACGGACUGGUCAAUAAAAUUAAGAACGGUGCUUGACGAGAUUUUUUUUAAGUGUAUAUACUUUUAUACAUGUUGUUUUUGUAAAACUUAGUUGAUUUAUUUAAUUAUGACCCAUAAUAGUUGUUUUAAUAAACACAAUAUUUAAUAUUAUAAACGCUUGUAUGAUAAUAAACGGCUCAUUUAUUAGACUUUA